Molecule: messenger RNA, 263 nt
Organism: Cylicostephanus goldi
Lineage: Eukaryota; Metazoa; Nematoda; Chromadorea; Rhabditida; Strongylidae
Source: the annotation of a GenBank genome assembly
AUGUCAAUACUUGUCGAUAAAGUCGUUGCUCCGUGGACUAAGUUGAAUAAGGAGGAAACCGCUGUGAUCCAAGAAGUCGUUGACAGUCGAUAUAAUCAUGAUUCUCGUUCGCUUGAUCUCAGCGAGUUUGCCUUGGAUCAAAAGUUCAAAGAUCGUGAUUUGCAUAUGAUGCUCAAUAAAAACAACGUUAUGUUGACAGUUGUAGACAGAAUAGAUGAGCGAUACGGGUCAAUAACUGCGCUCAGCCUCCAGGUAUGUUGAUU